CUAAAAAACUUCAAAAAACCAAAAAGAACCAGGACAAUGCCAAACCAACUAAUGAAACUGCUUCUGAAUUUGCUGCCAAGAACGAAGGCAUACUACCUGCCUCAUCAGCAAGAAAAAAAAGAAAAACUCCAAGAGGAUGA
This is a messenger RNA of Dentiscutata erythropus, 140 nucleotides long. The record is from the annotation of a GenBank genome assembly. Lineage: Eukaryota; Fungi; Glomeromycota; Glomeromycetes; Diversisporales; Gigasporaceae.